AUGAGUCACUUUCAAGUCAUCUCAUUGCGACGUUACCUUUCAAGCAAGAUGAGCUCUGAUAUUCCUACACUGCAACGAGCAGUUCUGUUUGAGAACCCCGGCCCUGAUGCACAGGUCGUUGUCCGGGAAGAUGUCCCAGUCGGAACUCCCGGGCCAUUUGAAGUUCUCGUCCAACUUGACUUCACUGGAUUAUGCGGGUCAGAAGUCCGAGCGCUCCGUGGUUGGGGUGCUUACGAUCCCAUCGUGGGCCAUGAAGGUAUCGGCAGAGUCGUGAAAUUGGGAGACAACGUCUCAGAGUCACUCCUGGAGAAGAAGGUUGGAGUCAAGUGGCUCUAUAGCGCCUGCGGAGAAUGUUCCGUAUGCGCGCGCGGAUUCCCCAAUAACUGCGCCAAGCAGCUGAAUACCGGCAAGCACCGUCCUGGGACUCUUCAGCGAUACGUCGUCGCGGACUCGAGAUACUUGACCUUGAUACCGGAGGGCUUGAACGACGAGGAGGCAGGACCAUUGCUUUGUGCGGGCCUCACGAUGAUGGGCGCGCUUUCGAUGCUGGACAAUGACUUAUCUCGAGGCGACUGGGUGGUAAUCCAAGGCGCCGGAGGAGGGCUCGGUCAUCUUGGAGUGCAAAUCGCAUCUAAGCUAAAGGGGUUCCGUGUCAUCGCGGUAGACACGGGAGAUGAGAAACGGAAGUACCUGGAGAGUAGAGCGGAUGCAUUCAUUGACUACGCAACUGAGGACGUGGAAAAGUCGAUCAUGAAUUUGACCGGGGAGGGUGCCCAUGCUGUCAUCGUUGUUCCCGGUUCAGAGGACGCCUAUCGGAUUGCGCCAAAGCUUUUGAGGUCGAUGGGGACGAUCGUUUGCGUUGGACUACCCCGAAAUGAUUUUGAGUUGCCCAUCUCAGUUGCUCAGUGUGCCCUGAAAGCUCUGACAAUCAAGGGGGCCAUGGUCGGGACGGAAGAGCAAAUGACGGAACUGCUUCAGGCGGCUGAGAAGGGCACGAUCAGGGCUUCUAUAGAUCUCUUCUCCUUCUCGCAUGUUCCCGAGAUCAUGACCCAGCUAGAGAAAGGAGAGGUUUCUGGACGGGCCGUAGUCAGUUGUCUUUGA
Colletotrichum abscissum is the source of this 1101-nucleotide messenger RNA. Its product is annotated as alcohol dehydrogenase. Lineage: Eukaryota; Fungi; Ascomycota; Sordariomycetes; Glomerellales; Glomerellaceae. Gene Ontology annotation, cellular component: cytoplasm. The record is from RefSeq and is a predicted model, not a curated record. Bases 1 to 1101 code for a protein of 366 amino acids. The transcript is spliced from 4 exons. Gene Ontology annotation, molecular function: zinc ion binding; alcohol dehydrogenase (NAD+) activity.